AUGGUUGAUACAACUACACAUGCUAUUAUUGAAGAAUAUCAACCAAAUAAAACAUCAACUAUUCAUUUAACUGAUGAAGAAAUAACAAAAACUAAUAAUGGUGAAUGGAGAUUAUUGGAAGAAUUAAUUGAAAAGAAAAAUGAACAAGAAUCUCGUAUUAAUGAUACAAAUAUUGUUCAACCACCAUUAUUUGCUAUACAAGUUGCAUUAGCAGCUUUACUUGUUUCUUGGAAUAUAUAUCCAUCAUCUAUAAUAUCACAUAGUGCUGGUGAUCAAGCAGCUGCUUUUGUUGCUGGUCGAUUAACUUUAGGAGAAACUGUUCGUAUGUUAGCUGUUUCAAUGAGUGAAGAAGAAGUACAAAAUAAACUUCUGAAAGGUAUUGAACAUUUGGCUUGUAUUGCUGUUGUUAAUAGUCGUCGUCGAGUAACAAUAAGUGGUGAUGAAAAACAAUUGAUGAAAUACAACAAAUUCUUUCCAUAUCUUAUCCUAAUGUAUUUAAAGCACGUCUUCGUAUUGAAAAUGCAUUUCAUUCAUAUCAAAUGA
Molecule: messenger RNA, 543 nt
Organism: Adineta steineri
Lineage: Eukaryota; Metazoa; Rotifera; Eurotatoria; Adinetida; Adinetidae
Source: the annotation of a GenBank genome assembly